Messenger RNA from Trypanosoma grayi, 2154 nucleotides. RefSeq lists its product as hypothetical. The coding region runs from base 1 to 2154 and encodes 717 amino acids. Lineage: Eukaryota; Euglenozoa; Kinetoplastea; Trypanosomatida; Trypanosomatidae. Gene Ontology annotation, molecular function: DNA-binding transcription factor activity. Gene Ontology annotation, cellular component: cytosol. The record is from RefSeq and is a predicted model, not a curated record. The transcript has a single exon.
AUGGAUAGACUACAUUCCCUUGGUUUGAUAAACACAGCGCAGGUGUUUCUCCCUUCGGGGGCGCAGCUACGCGCGUUUCCAGCAGCGGUCGUGGAGGAUGUAAGAAGUGUGGCAAUCUCAGUGCUUCGGCGUCUGUUUUACCCCAUUCUGCAGCGUUACGUUGCUGGACGGCAGCGAAGGCGGACUGUCGAGUCCAUCCUGCAUCGAGAGGAGAUGGAGGAUGGGAUGAUGAACUCCCUUGAAAGGCUUUCUGUCCUUUCUUCGUGCAUACAGGCUGCAGACGAGACUCCCGAGAUGACGGAAGCCUGGUUGGCGAUGAAGCAGGCACUGAAGACAGCAAAUUUCCGUCUGUUUUUGCAACGUGAGUUCAUUCAGUACCCCGGUGAGCCGUCCAGUGGUGUGAUCUUGCUGCUCUCCGGCACUGUGAAGAAGCGAUCAUUGGUUGCGAAAGGUAAAGGGAAAGUGUCAGUUGAGCGAAUUCCCUCGCGUCCUUCAACAGCACCUGCGUCAGUUAUGCAAUAUGAGGAGUCAUCCCAAACGAGUCGCGCGUCAUCCACUACAGGAAGUGGACGUCGCGGCAGUUCGUUCAGUAUGCCUUCAGACCACGCAGUGGCGGAGAGCUUGCUACAUGCCCCUGCUGUGUUCGGGGAGUGCGCUGUGGUGGGCGGUUACCCCUGUACUGAGUACAUGGUAGCGGACUCCUCAUUUGUCCUGACUGCGUGGCUAUCGAGGAAUGCGUACUGCACUCUGCUAGAGGCCUUCCCCAAAGGCGUCCAGAAGCGCUUGCUGUUAAAGGCACUCGAGUCCCGAGGGAAGCUACUUCCGCAGUUUGCUCCCAUGACUUGUGGACGCAUGCGUAUUUGCCCUCUGCUCGCGGGGCUAAGCGAUGAGAACCUGCAGCAUCUGAUGGACUAUCUUAUUCCACAGGUGCGCCCCGCUGGUAUGCAAAUCGGUGAGCUUGGCGUCCCUGAACAUAUUUUCUUUGUUCGGCGGGGUGUAGUGCAUCUACAACAGGAUGAAGGAUUUGUGGCAGACCUGAGUGCUCCAACGCAGCCAAAGAGCCGCAGCCUACUUCUAGAGGGCCACACAUUUGGUGAGCGGCAGUGCAUUUUUCGCGAGGCAUUGGGUGAUACCAUGCACACAGUGACUAACGUGGAUCUCUACCUUCUGCCGUUCUCGGUGCUCAUUCAGUUCAUGAAGCAGGAGCCCGACGCUCGUACGUCCAUCUUUUCUUCUGCAAAGGCUGCCUCCCUUCUUCUGGAGAAGGAGUACCGGGGCAUGCGUUUCAUUCCUUUUACGGUAGACCAUAUCGGCACCAUUCUUCUGAGAUCGGCAAGGCUUUCCAAGUGGUUUAAUCGUCGUGUUAGUAUUUCUACCGCGUGCUCUACGCGUGCGACUCCUUUUGGUGCUCUGCGACUUGACGGAGAACACUUAAACGGUACUGAAAAUGGUGAUGCGUAUGGUGUGUCUCCACACUUCCUUGAGCAGGUGCGUAAGAUCCCAUUACUAAACCUCUGUUCACCCGAUGAUGCCUUCUACAAGGACUGCGCACGCCGCUGGAGGAUGCUGUCGUAUGAACCCGGCGACUACAUUGUCCGCCGCGGGGCCGAUUGCAACCGACUGCUUCUCUUCACUCAACGCGGUGCCAGUGUCUUGCUGGACGAGAACGCAGUGAAGCCCGAUGCACGUGGUGGUAUUCUCUCGCUUACGGAACUGGACCUCCCACGUGUGCCGCAGGGAUCUAUCGUCGGCUACACAUGCGUUCGCCGCCACCCGUGGACGCACAGCAUCGUCGCAGUAGACGGCCAAAUAGAGGUUUGGGAGCUGAGGCGGGCAACUUUCGUAGAUCUCCUCCGCAAGCAUCAGCUUGAACGGAAGAUGCAAGAAGUUGUCCUGCAGAUCCUACAGCCAUUGAUGCAGAAUCCCGGCCGCUCAGUUGCCCUCGACUACCAGCCGCUGCUUGCGCCGUCACCCAACUCGUUGUGGAGCGAACACCGCAUUCCUAACAUGCACCCUGUGAGUACCUGUGAGUACCUGCGCUUCCCGGUGUGGAAAGAGGGAGACCUUCCGCCUGACUCACGCAACCUGAGGUCCCGACCUAGUGUAAGUUCGCACUCUCUGAGCGCCCAAGAGAGUCGACAAAUGUGGACAUGA